Messenger RNA from Sitodiplosis mosellana (orange wheat blossom midge), 1803 nucleotides. RefSeq lists its product as uncharacterized. Lineage: Eukaryota; Metazoa; Arthropoda; Insecta; Diptera; Cecidomyiidae. The record is from RefSeq and is a predicted model, not a curated record. The coding region runs from base 108 to 1478 and encodes 456 amino acids. The transcript has 2 exons.
GUUUUUCUAAAAAGGACGCUGCAUGUAUUGAGUGAUUUAUUUUCUUUGCUUCGUGAAAUUAUUUGUAUAUUAUUUGAUCUUCGUAAGCUCGGUAACAAGCAUGAAAAAUGGGAACUACUGAAACACUUCAAAACACAAGUGCAGAAGAUUCCGAAGCAUUGAAUCUCACAACCAUUGAUGAAGACAGCAGGAUUUUGAUUUUCGAAUUUUUAGAAUGGGAUGACCUCGCCCGAGUGGCCGAUACGAGUAAAAAACUAUAUACCGCUGCUUGUGAUGUGUACAAAAGGAAAUAUGGCAAAGUAACAUUAAUCACUACACCAAGAUAUGAGACAGAUAAUUCAUUUACGGGAACACGCAUAUAUCGGAACCGAAUUUAUCUGUGGGAUCCCGUUAUAUCAUUGAAAGUUGUCAGAAAUUUCGGACACAUCACCUCACACAUAGCCGUUGGCUGUAGAUUGCCUAAGGACGGCAAGAAGACUGCCUUCGUAUCUUUUCUGAUGAGUUCUUUGGAGAAAUAUUGCUCAAAAUCCUUGAGAGAAUUAACAGAUCGUACAAAUAAUCUAUUAUUUCUCAAAGAAAUACGAAAUCCAUUCAUAAAUGUAGAAAAGAUCUUUUGUACUUGGGUCAGCUUUUCUACGAGUGAAAUUCCAUUCAAUACAUUAUUUCCGAAUUUGAAAUCACUGGAUGUUGCAUGGAUCUCUGGUUCUACGAGUGAAAUGCCAUUCUGUACAUUAUUUCCGAAUCUGGAAUCUUUGAAAACGAGUAUAUCUAAUAAGGUUGCCGUACGUAUUGCGUCCCCAUCUAUGAAACAUUUGUGUAUUACUACUCCCAUGUUUCAUGAAGAAAACAUUGUUUACGAACUGCUGAAACUCAACCCACAACUAGAGAAGUUAGAAAUUGAUUUUAAAAAUAUUUUUCGCCAUAUCAUGUUUUCUCGGGAUGUCAAUCUGCCAAAACUUAAAGACCUAUUCUUAAGAACGUAUUUCAAAACUUAUAACGUUCAGCGAUAUCAUUUUGACAAUGUUACUAAUUUCCAUUUGGUAGUAAAUUCCGACCUUGCAUACGUUCCAUUCACCUUUAACAAACUUGAACGCUUUCAGUUCACUUCGUAUUAUUUCUCUAAAAGUGACACCAUACCAUCGCAUAUUUUUGAUUUUAUAACCGAAAAUAAACACUUGAAAUCAAUCACAGUAUCUAGAUUAGAAUGUGGAGUAACUGAAUUAUUUCAAUUAUGCUCUGUGUUGACAAACAUUGAAGAAUUGUAUGUUGAAGUGAGGAGACCUUUGCCAUCAUCAAUUUCGGAACUCAUUCGUAAUUUAUUUUCAAAGAAUCAUUCUUUCAAGAAUUUAACUUUGGAAGGGCCAAAACUACACUAUGGAUUGGAAGACUUAGAUGAUUUUAUUAAGUCAAAAAUUUCCAAGCGAGAAGAAUAUUUUUCAUAUUCAUGCUUUAAAAUCAAACUGACAUUGAAUCCAUGAACGAUGCAAUUUCUAUGAAUUAGCAGAGAUUGCAUAUUUGCUGCUAUUCAGGCAUGAGCUGAGCUGAAUUUGCUAACUGAGGCGACUGAAGCGGUAUUUAACCGCACUUACGGUGCAAAAUUGUCAUGGAAUGAUAAAAAUUGAUAAACAUUCCAAAAUUCUAUGACAAUUUUGUAUCGUAAAAGCGUAAAAAUACCGAUUCAGGCGCCUGAGUUGGCAAAUUCAGCUCAGCUCAUGCCUAAAUAGCAGCAAAUAUGCAAUCUCUGUGAAUUAGUACAUAUUGAUGUAUUCAUUUUCUCAAUAAAUUACUGAAAUGAAGAAUAAA